Molecule: messenger RNA, 1054 nt
Organism: Diatraea saccharalis (sugarcane borer)
Lineage: Eukaryota; Metazoa; Arthropoda; Insecta; Lepidoptera; Crambidae
Source: the annotation of a GenBank genome assembly
AAAAAAUCUACCAAAAAAAAAACUUUUUGCUUUGCAUGGUGUUUAGUUUAUUACUUAACAAAUUUAGAUAAAAACAAAACCGAUUGCAAAAUACAAUACAUAAGCAAUGGAUUUUAUCAUAGAUACCGUGGGAGAUGUAGAUCUCCAAACAAAAACACAAAUGUUAGAGGAAGAAGAAAAGCCAUAUUUUAUAGGUUAGUAUUGAAAAUUUCUUGCAGGGUUAGUUAUUAUUUUCUGAUUGAGUUAUUACAUCUAUCAAUGUUUCAGAUAAAGAGCAGCGAACUGAAAAUAUUCUUGAUAUGUUCGAGAAAAAGAAACGAGAGCUUGACAAUGAAGUUGCUGCCGAGGAGGAAUUACAAAAUAAACUGAAAGGGCUAAAAAUUGAUAAUUUAUUUGAUGAAUUCUUUGAAGAAAUGUCGUGGAACCAUGUUAUAAGAAAAAAGAAGCCUUUACGGUUUCAUUUUGAUCAAUUAGAUGUCGAAACAGGCAAGCUUAAAUCGAAAAUCGGUUCAGUUGAUGUGGAGAAAGAAAUGAAGAAAUCUGUCUUGCAACCAGGUUUAGAAAAAGAAACUAGUCUACCAAGCUACACCAUUAGUCAGAGAAAAUUAAAGGCUAUGAAAAAGAAAGAAAGAGAAAAGACAAAAGGCCCUGGCUGGUUCAACUUGCCUGCUCCUGAAAUAACUGAUGAACUGAAGAAUGACUUGGAAGUCCUCAAAAUGAGAUCAGUUCUUGAUCCCAAACACUUUUAUAAAAAGAAUGAUAUGGAAGUACUUCCUAAAUAUUUUCAGGUUGGACGCAUAAUGGAUUCACCACUAGACCAUGUCAAUGAAAGAUUAACAAAAAAACAAAGGAAAAGAACUAUGGUGGAUGAACUGUUAGCUGAUGCUGAGUUCCAAAAAUAUAACAAGAGAAAAUAUAAAGAGAUCAUAGACGAAAAAAGAAAAUCAGAAUAUAGGACUUUUAUGAAAGACAAAAGACAGAAAAACAAAGCAGAACUUAAGAAAAAUAAGUUAAAAACUAAAAAGAAAUCUAUGGCAAUUCAAUAAAUAUUAUU